Messenger RNA from Peromyscus californicus insignis, 1557 nucleotides. RefSeq names its product actin related protein 2/3 complex subunit 1B (gene Arpc1b). Gene Ontology annotation, cellular component: Arp2/3 protein complex; actin cytoskeleton. The transcript is spliced from 10 exons. Lineage: Eukaryota; Metazoa; Chordata; Mammalia; Rodentia; Cricetidae. The record is from RefSeq and is a predicted model, not a curated record. The coding region runs from base 152 to 1270 and encodes 372 amino acids. Gene Ontology annotation, biological process: Arp2/3 complex-mediated actin nucleation. Gene Ontology annotation, molecular function: actin filament binding.
CCCGCCCACGAGGAAGUGGCUGCGGCGCUGCGCGGGUCUCAGAGCCGGUUCGGCGCGUCGACUGUCCAGAGUCCGUGGCCGGGGCGCCCCGAGACAGGGCACAGCUGACCUGCAUUCUGUCCCCUCCCCUGGGUCCAGGAGACAAGUGACUAUGGCCUACCACAGCUUCCUUGUGGAGCCCAUCAGCUGCCAUGCCUGGAACAAGGACCGUACACAGAUCGCCAUCUGCCCCAACAACCACGAGGUGCACAUCUACGAGAAGAGUGGAGCCAAGUGGAACAAGGUUCACGAGCUUAAGGAGCACAACGGGCAGGUGACAGGCAUCGACUGGGCCCCUGAGAGUAACCGCAUUGUGACCUGCGGCACAGACCGCAAUGCCUAUGUGUGGACGCUGAAGGGCCGCACGUGGAAGCCUACACUGGUCAUCCUGCGGAUCAACCGAGCUGCCCGCUGUGUGCGCUGGGCCCCCAAUGAGAACAAGUUCGCCGUGGGCAGUGGCUCCCGUGUCAUCUCCAUCUGUUAUUUUGAACAGGAGAAUGACUGGUGGGUGUGCAAGCACAUCAAAAAGCCCAUCCGCUCCACUGUCCUCAGCCUCGACUGGCACCCCAACAACGUGCUCCUGGCUGCAGGCUCCUGUGACUUCAAGUGCAGGAUCUUCUCUGCCUAUAUCAAGGAGGUGGAGGAGCGGCCAGCCCCUACACCGUGGGGCUCCAAGAUGCCCUUUGGGGAGCUGAUGUUCGAGUCGAGCAGCAGUUGUGGCUGGGUGCAUGGAGUCUGCUUCUCGGCCAGUGGGAGCCGAGUGGCUUGGGUCAGCCAUGACAGCACAGUGUGCCUGGUGGACGCUGACAAGAAGAUGGCCGUUGCAACCCUGGCCUCUGAAACCUUGCCACUCCUGGCUGUCACCUUCAUCACAGAAAAUAGUCUAGUGGCAGCGGGCCACGACUGCUUCCCCGUGCUGUUUACCUAUGACAGUUCUGUGGGGACAUUGAGCUUUGGUGGUCGACUGGAUGUGCCCAAGCAGAGCUCCCAGCGUGGCCUGACAGCCCGAGAACGCUUCCAGAACCUCGACAAGAAGGCCAGCUCUGAAGGUGGUGCAGCCACGGGCGCCGGCCUAGACUCACUGCACAAGAACAGUGUCAGUCAAAUCUCGGUGCUCAGCGGGGGCAAGGCCAAGUGCUCGCAGUUCUGCACUACAGGCAUGGAUGGUGGCAUGAGCAUCUGGGAUGUGAAGAGCUUGGAGUCAGCCUUGAAGGACCUGAAGAUCAAAUGAGCUGUGGAGUGCCACCCUCAUCCCAGAUGCUGGGAAAGAGGGAAAAGCGCUGGGGAGGCCAAGGGCUGCUUUGCUGAAUGCUUCUAGGGUGCCAGUACGGGGCUGCUCCCCAAGAAGGGAGGAGACAGGUGGGAACUUUCCUACCUAUUUAAGGAAUAUGUGCCUUUUAAAGAAAUGCUUUCACUUACUGCUUAAAAAAGAAAGAACAGAAGAAAAAGCCCCCAAGCACAAUGCUGGUCAUGAAUCGCUUCAGAAUAUGGGGUAAUAAAUGCCAUCUGCGGACAGGC